Messenger RNA from Cryptosporidium muris RN66, 990 nucleotides. RefSeq lists its product as uncharacterized. Bases 1 to 990 code for a protein of 329 amino acids. The record is from RefSeq and is a predicted model, not a curated record. NCBI's taxonomy places the organism in Eukaryota, Apicomplexa, Conoidasida, Eucoccidiorida, Cryptosporidiidae. The transcript has a single exon.
AUGGACUUAAAUAAGAUAGCUACAGAAAAUAAUAUAAUAGGUACUCCUUGUGGACCAUAUUUAUAUCCAUUAUCUCUACGUGGUAGAAAAGUUCUAUCUUUAUUAUCAGAUGAAUCCGAAAGUUCUGAGUAUGAAGAAGAAAUUGUAGAGAAUAUUAUCCUAAAUGAUAGUAAUAAUGAUGUGGAAAUACCUGAAGUACAGGAAUUGAACAAGUCUAAAUCUAUGAGUUGUAAAGAAGAAUAUUCCAAACUAUCUACCCAUAACCAGGGAGAUAUGGAUAGUAAAUCUAAAAAAUCUACAUUUAGUUAUAUAAGUCUUGAAGAUGCUAUUGACAUACAGUAUGCAAGGGAUUUUGAAUAUUUCUUUGGAGUUCCAUAUAAACCAUACUUAAGGCACAAUAUAUAUAGAGUAGGGAAGAACAUGAGACCUCCUCUAGAUCCAUUACAACAAAAUUCAAUCUACAAAAAUAAUCAAAGACUUCUAUAUAAUGAUCCUUGGCCACAAAUAGAUGUGAGCAUCCCAAUACCUUAUAAAAAACAACCUCAAGCACCAGCCACUGUAGAUAAACAUGGAUUUCCAAUUGAAUGGAUUAAAACCAUAAAGGAAAAUAGAAAAAAUAAUUUAAUUUUUAAUUCCGGGAAAUUUUGUGGAGAUAAGAAAUUUUUAAGUCCUAAGGGAGUCUCUAGUUCAUUAGGAGAUGCUAUAGAUGCAUGGGAAUCUUCUAAUGCUCUUUUACAAUGGAAUAUACCUAACAUUCUUGGAGAAGAAAAAAAGGGCAAGAAACAAAAGAGAGUAUCAUUUGUUAGGGAUAAUAUUAGAGGAGUUGCUGAGGAGAUUGAAUCAUGGACUAGAUGUCCUGUUAUCCAAGUAGAUGUUAAGAAGAGUUUAGAGAAUUCAUGGCUUAAUGUUGAUAAAGAUAUCACAAUACCACAAGUAAUUCCUGUAAAAAACUCUGAGAUGGCUAUCCCUAACAAACUAAUUCAACCUUAG